This is a messenger RNA of Trichogramma pretiosum, 600 nucleotides long. Its product is annotated as leucine-rich repeat-containing protein 51-like. The coding region runs from base 1 to 600 and encodes 199 amino acids. Lineage: Eukaryota; Metazoa; Arthropoda; Insecta; Hymenoptera; Trichogrammatidae. The record is from RefSeq and is a predicted model, not a curated record. The transcript has 2 exons. Gene Ontology annotation, molecular function: protein binding.
AUGAGUAAAAUUGUAUACAGCAGUCACGCAACUUACAAUCGCGAAGCGAGCGAAUUGAUGCACGCAGGUGCCCCGAUCGACCUAUCCUUCAAACAGGCUCGCAACGUCAAAGAUCUGUUGGAUCAAAACGAACAGGAGCUGCGCAUCAGCCGUACCGGCCGGCUACCAGGCAAGGGACUGCACAAUCGUUACCUCACCAGCUCCAUAUGGCUGAGCAACAACUGCUUCAAGAACGUUUGCUGCCUGCACGAGCUGGCCAAUCGUUACCUCGAAAAUCCGCGCGAGCUCCGUUGGCUCGAUUUGUCCUACAACCGCAUCGAAGACAUCGACGACGAUUUGCUCAAGAUCCAAAGCCUUAGUAUACUCUAUUUGCACGGCAAUCGCGUAGAAAAUAUGAAGAGUAUCGUCAAGUUGCGCCAGUUGAAGAGCCUGCGUACUCUCACCCUGCACGGCAAUCCGAUCGAGCGUAAACCCGAUUAUCGACAAUAUAUAGUAGCCAUACUGCCACAAAUACAGAAUUUAGACUUUUCACCGGUUAUCGACUACGAGCGAAGGAGAGCUUUGCCUCCGGGCUUUUACAAAAUGGUGCAUGUUGAAUAA